AUGGAGAACGCUAAUUUAUGGACUCGAAGAUCUAACUCUGCAAAACUCUCCUUAUCGACUUCUUCCGGCUCUGAUAGUAAAGACGGUGUUGGGAAGUCGGAUUCAUCUCGUGGUCGCUCCGCAGGCCGCUUCGACGGCUCGCACCCGCGCUCAAACCCAUUCAACGCCAUAUCGCCUCUUUCAUCCACGGUCUCCUCCCCCUCCGUGGCCGCAUCAUCUGCUUUUGGGCUGGGCUCAGGCGCCUUUGCUUCGUUCGGUUCGACGGCAAAGUCAUCCAAGGCGCCCAACUCGACUGACGCAAUCGCUGGUAAACAACAAGGCGAUAAGCGAGAUAUACAAGCUGAUCAGGAGGGUGGGCCUUGGAAACCAGUCAAGUCAAAGGCGUCUUCGUCCUCUCUUGACAAAUCUGCGUCGUCUGUCAGCAAAGAUAACGGAGUAAGGGAGCUCCCGCUUAAGUCGACGUGGAUUGUCUGGUACCGUCCCCCGACACCCAAGUACUCUGAUUACGAGAAGUCCACUAUCCCUCUCGCCUCUAUCUCUUCUGUCGAGGGGUUUUGGACCGUUUAUUCACAUCUCAAACGACCUUCCCUGCUACCGACCGUGUCCGACUACCAUAUAUUCAAGAAGAACAUCCGUCCAGUAUGGGAGGAUGAGGCCAAUAAGAAGGGUGGAAAGUGGAUCAUCAGGUUGAAGAAGGGAGUUGCUGACCGAUAUUGGGAGGAUCUACUCCUUGCAAUGAUUGGGGACCAGUUUGCCGAGGCAAGUGAUGAGGUCUGCGGCGCUGUCCUCAGCGUUAGGAGCGGGGAGGACGUCUUGAGUAUAUGGACCAAGAUCGAUGGUGGCCGCAACAUUAAGAUCAGGGAAACCAUUAAGCGACUUCUGGCCUUCCCACCAGAUACCAACAUUAUCUGGAAAAGCCACGAUGACAGCAUAGCACAGAGGUCAGCCAUAGACCAAGCUCGCCUGGAUAAAUCCAGUGGCAAUUCCGGCCAUCACCAUCAUCACCACCACAACCAAGGUGCUGACCGCCGCCGCAAUGCCAACCAGGAAGAUUCCACUGGCGAACGAGGUAAGAAUGCUACGAACUCCUAA
Molecule: messenger RNA, 1092 nt
Organism: Nannizzia gypsea CBS 118893
Lineage: Eukaryota; Fungi; Ascomycota; Eurotiomycetes; Onygenales; Arthrodermataceae
Product: eukaryotic translation initiation factor 4E-4
Exons: 3
Coding region: 1-1092 (363 amino acids)
Biological process (GO): translational initiation
Cellular component (GO): eukaryotic translation initiation factor 4F complex; cytoplasm
Molecular function (GO): translation initiation factor activity; RNA 7-methylguanosine cap binding
Source: RefSeq, a predicted model, not a curated record